This is a messenger RNA of Fomitiporia mediterranea MF3/22, 159 nucleotides long. RefSeq lists its product as uncharacterized. The transcript is spliced from 2 exons. The coding region runs from base 1 to 159 and encodes 52 amino acids. Lineage: Eukaryota; Fungi; Basidiomycota; Agaricomycetes; Hymenochaetales; Hymenochaetaceae. The record is from RefSeq and is a predicted model, not a curated record.
AUGAACUCUCAGCUGACCAACCCGAAAUUUGGCGCAGUCUCUCGAUUACGUGCUUCUGUCAACGAUUUCCUCGGACCAAGACGUCGUCUCGGGGAUUCACCAUCAGGGGGGAAUCAGCCAUUAAACUCAAGGGAACGAGAUAAAAACACCAGCAAUUAA